GAGAGAGAGAGAGAGAGAGUGAGUGAGUGAGUGAGUCUGACGGUCUCUCUCUCUCUCUUCAGUCUUGCUCUUCCAGGAAGGGAUUAUUAACCAGCACGCUGCCGACAUAUGAAGGGAAAACACUGGCAGACAAAGAAGUUUUCACUCCGUCAGCCGCGCCGUGAACCCGACCAGCAGCUGAAGAAGAGAAAGCUAACGCGGCUACAUGAAAAAAAUAACUUCUUCAACAACAAGCCGAGCAGUCGGACUGCCGCGUCUGCCGCUGCUGCGUGGGUUUCUAUAGGGGGGAGAAAAAGCAGAUAAAGAAGAAGAGGGGCACAGCGGAAAAGUGGAAGGACAAGGAGAGAAGUUGACGGGAGAUAAUGUCUGAAUCCUCCUCCUCCGCUGCGAAAAAGCAGGAGAGGAGCUCUUUCAGUCCUUCCGCGAACCCGCUGCCAAACUCUACUUCCUCCCCCGUCCAUGCUCCCGCCGCGAGGCCAGCCAGUCGAAUGGAGGACGAGCCUGCCAGGCUGCCUGCGCACCUGCGUUUGCAGCCAGUGUUUUGGAGCAGGGAGGACGUGGCCCAGUGGCUGCGAUGGGCAGAGAAGGAGUUCGCCCUGCGGCCGAUCACCAGCGGCUCUUUCCAGAUGAACGGCAAAGCCCUGCUGCUGCUCACCAAGGAGGACUUCCGCUACCGAUCCCCACACUCCGGGGACGUCCUGUAUGAGCUGCUGCAGCACAUCCUGAAGCAGAGGAAGCCCCAUGUGUUUUACCCCUCUGCAUACUUCCCUGGGAACUCCUUCUACUCGCUGCCUGAGAAUGCUGUGCAACACCUCAAGCUCGAAGAAACGGUACGUCGGGGACCACGUGGUACAGAGCCCCUCCCCCAGCAUCCACCAACCAUCGAGCUACGGCACCGCUCGCGCUCCCCCCACCACCACCCAAACCCCAGGCGAUCCCCUCCGGAGCCGAACCACCCCCGCCCGGCCAACGAGGACCAUCUGCAGACUUUCUCCCAGCUGCCCGACAGCAACCACCACAUGCCGGAAGACAUGUACCCCCUGUCAGUGUCCCCCGCCGCGCCCAACGGACGCUGCACACCCCGGGAACCCCAGUGCCCCGGCAGCCCCGGGGGCCAGGAGGCGGGCCCUCCUCGCGUCAUCCAGCUCAUGCCCAGCCCCAUCAUAAACCCUCUGCUGCUCAGCCCGAGCAGGGGCGCUGGGGGCGGGGCCAUGGACUUCAGGCACAGCCGAAGUGGAGCCCAGUCUAAGGGGACGCUCGAAAAUGGGCGGGAGGGGAAAGUCCACAGCCACCACUAUCAGAUACCUCUGGCCCAGCAGCAACAGCAACAGCAUCUACUGCAGCAGGAGGAGGAGGCGCUCUACAGGAACCACGUCAUCAUGCCCGUGUCUCCUCCAGAGGAGCAACAGAUGCCCAUCGGACGGAUAGCAGACUGCAGGUUGCUGUGGGACUACGUCUACCAGCUCCUGUCAGACAGCAGGUACGAGAACUACAUCCGAUGGGAGGAUCCAGAGAGCAAAGUCUUCCGCAUCAUGGACCCCAAUGGCCUGGCCAGGCUGUGGGGAAACCACAAGAACCGGACCAAUAUGACAUACGAGAAGAUGUCGCGAGCACUGAGACACUACUACAAACUGAACAUCAUCAGGAAAGAACCGGGACAAAGACUUCUAUUCAGGUUCAUGAAAACGCCCGAUGAGAUAAUGAACGGACAGACGGACCGGCUGGAGCACCUGGAGUCCGACUCUUACGAACAAACCUACAUCAAAGAGGAAUGCAUAGGAACUCUGGGAAAGCGAGUCCAUGAACUUCUUCCAUCUACUACAGCCGCCGAUGCCUUCCAGAAGCAGCCUGAACAAUCGUCGUUAAAACCGGAGCCCGUGGACGUCUGCUCGUAUCAGUCGGAGAGACACGACGUCUGAUCUCUCUUGAGUUUGCCUUAGGAUGAUAUCUUCCUGAAGUCGAAGCAGCAUCAGUUUGUUUUUUUGAUUCUCCUGAUGGAUGGAGCCGGGAGGACUUCUGUUCCCUUUUUAUUUCUGAACUCAAAACUGCAAAAGCCAAUCACUUUGUGCUUAAGUCACUUUUCUGAUUUCUAUCGUCCCCUCACAUGCAUUAUACUGCGCAAUGUUGCUGUUUGUAAAAAGAAAAUUUGGGUGUGUGUGCGUGACAGGAAUGUUUUCACAGUGGAAUAAACAUUUUUGAUCAAACUGUA
Messenger RNA from Labrus mixtus (cuckoo wrasse), 2209 nucleotides. It is a transcript of the gene etv6, whose product is annotated as ETS variant transcription factor 6. Gene Ontology annotation, molecular function: DNA-binding transcription factor activity, RNA polymerase II-specific; sequence-specific DNA binding. The transcript is spliced from 8 exons. Gene Ontology annotation, biological process: cell differentiation; regulation of transcription by RNA polymerase II. The coding region runs from base 363 to 1919 and encodes 518 amino acids. NCBI's taxonomy places the organism in Eukaryota, Metazoa, Chordata, Actinopteri, Labriformes, Labridae. Gene Ontology annotation, cellular component: nucleus. The record is from RefSeq and is a predicted model, not a curated record.